Messenger RNA from Trichechus manatus latirostris (Florida manatee), 3922 nucleotides. RefSeq names its product SCAN domain-containing protein 3-like. The record is from RefSeq and is a predicted model, not a curated record. The transcript is spliced from 3 exons. Bases 437 to 1615 code for a protein of 392 amino acids. NCBI's taxonomy places the organism in Eukaryota, Metazoa, Chordata, Mammalia, Sirenia, Trichechidae.
CUCUCUCUCGCUCUCUCUCGCUCUCUCUCUCGCUCUCUCUCUCGCUCUCUCUCUCUCUCUCGCUCUCUCUCUCGUUUCCUUGCCUGGGCUCGUAUACCCAGUCCAUAUUUAGGGCCAGCGUGUUCUUGGUAAUCUCAGUUUUCUGUUUCGCAGUUACCUGCUGCGCAGUUUGUGACCUUGCAGCUUAAGUGAGUAGUUCUGUGCUCUUUCCGGUCUUCUUGUCAGAAGAUGACUUCACUUUGUUGAAUUACUCUUGGAACAGCCCUGUGUUGGCACGGAAACAAGUCUUUUUUCACUGCCUGUGUAAUUUUUCAGUGUUAGUAGUGUUUUUCUUAUAUCGAAAACUUUCCUGGCCAAGGCGGGGGAAAGCUGAAGUAAAAUCAUCCAUUUGCCUAGAUCCUAACCGAAAGGAACCUUCCUCUGAGCUAAGCUCAGGAUGGCGACAGCCUCUGGGACCCUCCCUGCCUUGAGUGGCCAGGCUUCAGAGGAACAAGGGGAGAUUAUCAAAGUAAGGGUUAAGGAAGAAGAUCAUAUUUGGGAUCAGGGAUCCUGCCUACAGAAGAAUUUGUCUCAUAUCAGGGAAUUCUCCCGUCAGCGCUUCAGGCAGUUCUGCUAUCAGGAGACACCUGGACCCAGGGAGGCCCUGAGUCAUCUCCGGAAACUUUGCUAUCAGUGGCUGAGCCCAGAGAUACAUACCAAGGAACAGAUCCUGGAAUUGUUGGUGCUGGAACAGUUUCUGACCAUCCUGCCUGAGGAGCUCCAAGCUUGGGUGCGGGAGCAUAAUCCUGAGAGUGGAGAGGAAGUGGUGACUGUGUUGGAAGAUUUGGAGAGGGAGCUUGAUGAACCCAGACAGCAGGUUCCACCAGGCACGUAUGGGCAGGAAGUUCCUAUGGAAGAAAUAACCCCUCUGGAUAUUGCAAAGAAGUCCUUAGGUACCCAGCUCCAUCCAAUGGUGGACAGAAUGGAAUGUGAAUUUCCAGAGCCGUAUCUACUUCAGGAUAAUGGGUCGUUUUCCUGGCUUUCUGUGAUGUCCCAAAGUGUGGGUGACAAUAACCUCAGUAGCUUAGAUGCUAAUGAAGCAGAAAUUGAACCAGAGAACAUGAGAGAAAAAUUCUUCAGAAGCUUAGCAGUGUUACUGGAGAACAAAAGUAAUAACCCUAAGAUAUUUUCUAAAGCAAAGUACUGUCAAUUGAUAAGGGAAGUGAAAGAGGCUAAAGCGAAGGCAAAAAAGGAAUCGCUUGACUACCGUCGCUUGGCUAGAUUUGAUGUGAUCCUUGUCCAAGGAAAUGAGAAACUGAUUGAGGCUGUAAAUGGGGAAACAGGUAAAAUACGGUAUUAUUUACCCAGUGAGGACUUAUUUGACAUUCUGCAUGAUACACAUCUCAGUAUUGGACAUGGAGGACGCACCCGCAUGGAAAAAGAAUUGCAAGCGAAAUACAAAAACAUCACAAAAGAAGUCAUCAUGCUAUACCUGACACUGUGCAAACCAUGCCAACAGAAAAAUCCAAAACCCAAGAAAGUUCUAACAUCACAGCCAAUUAAGGAAGUUAACUCAAGAUGCCAAGUGGAUCUUACAGACAUGCAGUUGAAUCCUGAUGGCGAGUGUGAUGGUUAAUGUUAUGUGUCAACUUGGCUAGGCCAUGUCAGCUUGCCAGUAUUGUGUGGUUGUCCUCCAUUUUGUUAUCUGAUGUAAUUAUCCUCCAUUUUAUGUGUUGUAAAUCCUAACUAAUACAUGUUAAUAGGGCAGGAUUAGUGUGGGUGUAUCUUGAGUCACAGCCUUAUAAGAGGGUGUGACUCAAGUCCCACCCUUACUCAAGUCACGCCCUUACUCAAGUCACAAGCUUACUCAAGUCACAACCUUACCCACACCCUUACUCUGAUGUAAGGGAGUUUCCUUAGCGGGUGGCCUAUAUCCAGUAUAUAUAGAUGCUCUGGCAAGGCUCUCCCUUGCUCUGAAUCCUGCAUGUGGCCCAUCAUCAGCUAACCUCCAGUUCUUGUGACUUGAACUAGCAGCCUGUCGUCUGACAUGCUGAUUCUGAGAUUCACCAGCUUUCACAGCCCUGUAAGCCAGUAGCCUGUCAUCUGACCUGCUGAUUUUGGGAUUCACCAUCUUCCACAGCCACAUGAGCCAACAGCCUGUCAUCUGACCUGGCGAUUGUAGGCUCAUCAGCCCCUACAACUACAUGAGUCAGGAGAAGCCUCCAGCAUGAUGCCUGACACAUGGAUUUGGGACUUGCCAGCGUCCACAACUGCAUGAGCCAUUUCCUUGAGAUAAAUCUCUUUCUCUCUAUAUAUAUGUACAUGUGUAUAUGUAUAUACACUUCACUGGUUUUACUUCUGUAGAGAACCUAGCCUAAGACAGGGAGUAUAAAUUUAUUAUACAUUAUCAAGACCAUCAUACAAAGUUAAGUUUUUUUAGGUCAUUAAAAUUUAAAAGGUCCAAGGAAGUUGCACAUGCUCUUUUAGAUAUUUUUACAAUUGUUGGAGCACCAGUGUUUUACAGUCUGACAAUGGGAGGGAAUUUUCAAGCCAUAUGGUCAGUGAAGUCAGUAAUAUUUGGCCAGAAUUAAAAUUUGUCCAUGGGAAGCCUCCAACCUGUCAAAGCCAGAAUUCUGUAGAAGAAACUAAUAUGGAUAUCCAAAAUAGGAUUAUCUCCUGGAUGUAAGCUAACAGUUCAUCACACUGGGCUGAAUUUUUGUGGUUCAUCAGAUGACCCCAAAUCAACCCUGUCACAGAGACAUGCAACAAACUCCAUGUGAAGGUACAUUUAGCUCUGAAGCAAAACUGGGCCUGUCUCAUUCUCAGUUAACUGAAGAACUUGUUGCCAGCCUGAACAAACAAAAUGAAUUAGAACAAGUUGACAAAGAGCUAGAAAAUAAGAGGCCAGUAUGAAGAGAACAUUGAGAUUGGAACAGAUAGUAGUGAUAUUGAAGAGAAUCUUUUUAUUACUCCUAAGGUGAAGUAAUAAAACCCAUCCUGAAAGUAGACCAAGAUUUUUAUUUGUGUAGUUUGUGAAAAAGAAUGCACAGGUGCUAGUAGUUACAUAUCAUGUGGUGGAAAUGUCCAUGCAAUCUGUGGAGUGCCCUCUCAAAGUGAGACUGAUGGCUGUAGCCACAGAAUAACUUGUAGUCUUUGUUAUGAGACCACUACAGCGAAAAGGAAACAUGAAUAAACUCAAAGAAAUCUGGCUGUUAAACUGUCCAAAAUGCUAAAGCCUUCAGAGAGAAUUUUCACCAGACAAAGUAGGAGAUUGAAUAAGAGUUUGAGUAUCUGCUAUAGAUAAAAGCAGAGGAAGAGCCUCAUUACACUUUACUGUGAUCAUCAUGAGUGAGAAUUACUGGUACAAGUUUGACAUGGUAUAGUAAAGCACAGUUAUGGCCACCUUGAAUAUAUUUUCUUCAAAGAAAGGCUGUCAUUUUGGAUGCCUCUUUUCCCCUAUGUUGGAAAUUAUAACCUUGAGUGCUAUCUUAUUUAUUGUUCUGUAGUGAUGAACGGUAGCUCUUUUACUCCUUUCUGGUGUAAGACAUCUCUUAGGGUAAUGAGAAAGCUAGGAUCCAGGGAUAAAUGGUGUGUUUGAGUGUAGGUUUUCACAAAAGAGUGAAUUUGGAAAGAGGUAAAUUUAUUGUCAUUUUAUUUCAAUUGUGCAUAACUUUGGAUAGGGAGGUAAGCUAAUAAAGGGCAUUUUGGUUCAAGUAAAGAAGUGUUUAGGAGGGGGGUGGGGUGUGAAAAUUUGGCUGGGCAUUAUGGGCUCAUUUGGGUAAAUAUUCAUUUGGGUAAAUACGUAGGAGCAUGAUUGCUAGAUUUUAUGGUAAGCUUAUGUUUAACUUUUUAAGAAACUGCCAAAUUGUCUUCCAAAGUGGCUGUACCAUUUUGCAUUCCCACCAGCAAUGAAUGAGAGUUCCUAUUGCUUCACAUCCUCACC